Molecule: messenger RNA, 2748 nt
Organism: Daphnia pulex (common water flea)
Lineage: Eukaryota; Metazoa; Arthropoda; Branchiopoda; Diplostraca; Daphniidae
Product: POU domain, class 4, transcription factor 1-like
Exons: 4
Coding region: 584-2176 (530 amino acids)
Biological process (GO): regulation of transcription by RNA polymerase II
Molecular function (GO): RNA polymerase II cis-regulatory region sequence-specific DNA binding; DNA-binding transcription factor activity, RNA polymerase II-specific
Source: RefSeq, a predicted model, not a curated record
GAAGAGAAAAAGAGCCGGGACUGGAAGGCAGUAGUAGUAGUGAAAGAGCAGUAAUAUAGAUGAGUAGACACAGAGCCAAAAGGUCCAGUGGACAAAGUCUUGUUUGACACGCCGGUUAUUUUCACCAUUAGUCGGUGCUGCUGUGCACAGAGCUGCUGGGCGCCAAUUAUUAUUUGAGAAGAUUUCGCAGCAGCAGCCCAUCAGUUUUUCUUUUUGGAAGACAAAAACCAAAAGGACGAAAAACUUCUUAACUUAUCCAACGUUCGUUAUAUUUGCGAUUCGUGCGCAGCAAAAACACCUGAAUCCGAAACUUGUUGGUUUUCUUAUUUCAUUAAGUUGGUGCUGGGCGAUUUAAAUUUUGAAUCGCAGUGACAAACUUAUUGAAAUCAUCUGCUGCUGCUGUGCUUCUGUUGCUGUAUACUCAACGAUCCCGGCCGCCAUCUUUUUUUUCGUCUCGAUUGAUUCACGGGCCUACAUUUACACCGAGCGGGAAAUUUGAAAAUACAUAAAUCUCGGCCGUUCGGUGUUUGAUACAUUAGCACAUUUUGUGUGUUUGAGUGGUGAGCGAAGGAGACUAUCCGACAUGAUGUACGCGACGGACAGCAAGGAGAGCAUCCACCAUCACCACCACUCCUCGCCGGGCAGCGGAAGCAGCGGAGGAAAUGGCGGCGGCGGCAACAACGGCAACAGCAGCAACAACAAGCCCAUCAUCACGUCGGCGGCUGCGGCGGCGGCUGCAGCGGCCGCCGCAGCGGCCGCCGCCGUCGUCAACGCCGGCAACUCGUCCUGCUACGCUUCCGCCGCCGGACGCUUCUCGCCAACUUCCUACCGGACGUCCGCCGCCGAGUCCAUGAGACGCUGCAUGACCAACUCACAGAGCCGAGACUAUGGGGGAGGAUUCCUUUACGGCCAGCCGGAAUUGUUCGGCAGUCUGGGCGACGGACUGCUGGCCGCCAGGUCGGAGGCCUUGUCGGUGGUGGCGGCCGCUUCGUCCGGCGGCGGGGGUGGCGGAGGCGAGUCGCUCAAACCGCUGCGCAAUCAUCACGACGGAAGCGGAUUCCUACACGGACACGUCCCGUCGUCCGUCUCCGUCACGGCCACCAUCCAGUCAGCCCAAAACGGCCGCCAGCAUCAGAUGGUCCAUCCAUCGCUGGAUACGAUGGAGAUGAUGGAAGCCUUGUCGGUCAGCACUUCCGUCGGCGGAUCGUUGACGUCCAUGUCGUCGGAUCAGAACGGAAUGUCCUCGUCCGGCAACGGGGGACUGGGCCACCAGCACAAUCCGUUCGGCAACGGCGGCAACGGCGGAUCCGGAAGCGGCGGCCACCACCACUCGCACCACAAUUCCGGCGGCGGGGUCUCCAUGUCCAACCACCCGGGCCUCCACGGCAUGUACAGUCACGCGGCCAUGGCCAGCAACGCCAUGAUGGCCUCGCACAGUCACCACCACCAUCACGCGGCUGCUGCGGCCGCUGCGGCCGCCGCAGCCGCCGCCGGCCUGUCCGGCCACCACCACCAGCACGGCCACCCUCACGGCCACCCUCACCACAUGUCGAUGGGUCCGCAUCACGCUCACGCGGCCGCCGCCCACGCCCACCAGCUCCACCAGCACAGCAACGGCGGGGCCGGCAACGGGAUGGGCGGCAUGGCCGGCAUGGCCGGCAUCCCUCUGGGCAUCCACGACACGGAUUCUGAUCCUCGCGAGCUGGAGGCCUUCGCCGAGCGCUUCAAGCAGCGGCGCAUCAAACUGGGCGUGACCCAGGCCGACGUCGGCAAGGCCCUGGCCAAUCUCCGCUUGCCCGGCGUCGGCGCCUUGUCCCAGAGCACAAUCUGCAGGUUUGAAUCGUUGACGUUGUCGCACAACAACAUGAUCGCCCUGAAGCCGAUCCUCCACGCCUGGCUGGAGGAAGCCGAAGCGCAGACGAGGAACAAGCGCCGGGAUCCGGAAGCGCCGUCCGUCCUUCCGGCCGGCGAGAAGAAGCGCAAGAGGACGUCGAUCGCGGCGCCGGAGAAACGAUCGCUCGAGGCCUAUUUCGCCGUCCAGCCGCGCCCCUCGGGCGAGAAAAUCGCCGCCAUCGCCGAGAAACUCGACCUAAAAAAGAACGUCGUCCGCGUCUGGUUCUGCAACCAGCGCCAGAAGCAGAAGCGCAUGAAAUUCGCCGCUCAACAAUCCUGUUGAACAAUCAAUUCACAAAACAUUUUUAAAAACACCAAAAAAUUAUGAUUUAAUUUUGAAAUCAAUUAAAAUUAAUUUUUUUUCUUCAAAUUUCAAAAACGGAACCAAAGAGAAAAACAAAACACAGUCGUAACAUCGUUCGUAUAGAAAAUCAAUCGUCAAAUCGAUUGGUAUAUUUAUAUACAUAUUUAUAUAUACAUAUAAUUAGAAAGAAAUUAUGUAAUAAGACUGUAUCCGCCCAUGUCGGAUGAGUCACCAGUCAAAAAUGAGUUGCAACCAAAAUCUGGUCAUUUCAACAAAAAAAAAAAAAAAAAAAAAAAUAAAGAAAGUCUCUAAACAAUUCAAUUCUCGUGUGUAAUGUCAAAUGCUUAUCAUUCAAUUUAAUUGUUUCCCUUCUCUCUCAUCUCGUUGUCUCGGUUGAUUUAAAAAAAAAACAUUACAAAUUAUCUAAGAAUAAAUUAAGUCAAAAUUUAACACUAUUACGUGCUCAACGUCUCGAUACACAUAUAAAACUAUACUAUGGGUAUACAAAUUAAUUUAAUUUCAUUGAUAUAGGAUAUUUAAACAAACCAAAA